Molecule: messenger RNA, 459 nt
Organism: Aureobasidium uvarum
Lineage: Eukaryota; Fungi; Ascomycota; Dothideomycetes; Dothideales; Saccotheciaceae
Source: the annotation of a GenBank genome assembly
AUGAAUCCAUAUGUCUCGUGGUCACUCACCGCCCUCUAUUACCUCAUAUAUCCUGUCUACUUUCUACUCGCUUUUGUCGCCCUGACCCUCAAGACUCUGCUGUCACCAAUCACGAGCCUUCUCCUCUUCUUGCUACAGCCACUGGUCCUCUUCACCCAGCUGCUGGCCUAUUGCGCUCUUACAAUCUACAUUUAUCUGGGUGUCGCAUCUAUCACGGGCAUCUCUUGUGGCUUGCUGCUGCACUUCGUCUAUUCAUUCUUGCACUCGAACCUACACCUUGCUUCUGAGCCUGCUGUGAGGGGCCCUUCGUCAAAACAGUACCGUGCUUCACGAAGACGCAAAGAUAUGGAAGCUAUGCUCUCUCCUACCUUGUCAAUGUCCAGUGUGCUCGACACUCCAGGUGCGGGCAGAUAUGGUUUGCUGGCUCAAACCAUUCACGAGGAAGACUCUGAUUUCUGA